AGUUAUUUGUUCAUUCGUGGUUUCAGUUUAUUUCAUCGGACGAACGCUACGUUAAUCGUGGAGUGUGUUGAAUUUACUGCCUCAGCCCCUGAAGUAUCGUGAUGCCGACGGUGCGAUUGGGAUUGUUGAGAUAUGGUUGCCGAGACAGAUGAUGAAUAUGUGCCCGGCUCCCCUGUGCUGACCCAACCCCGAACUCCUCAUCGCAGAUGCACCCGAAGAAGUGCUUCAAAACGUUUGGAUGCUGAGCAGAAUUUUGACUGCAUUCCAAGUUCACCAGGAUCACAAUGUAGGCCACGCAGAUUCUCCUCACUGCGCAAGAAACGCAAGAGCUCUGAUGGCAGUCUGAACAAUACUUCACUGACUUUUGGUCAGUCCUCGAAGACUGUCAUGCAAAUCACACCGCGAUCAACGGAAGAAAUACUCUCAGCUGGUCUAGAUAUUUUGGAAGAUUUCAAUUUUAAGACGCCAGUAUCUGACGCCAGGAAAAUAGUUCAACAACUUCCUAAACGUUUGAAAGUGGAUAAUGUGGAGGUUUCGUUAUCUUGUGACCUAUUUUCGGAUCAACCAAAUGAAGUUCAAGUUCAAGAGAACAUGUGUUACCAGUCCGGUCAGUUUGACGCUAUGUUAAUGGAAAGAUUCCAUCGGAAUGCUCAAACCAUUCUUACGUGCGACUCAAUCGACAGCACAACAGAUUCAGUUGAUCCUCUAGCCUUUUCUGGGGUUCAAGGACGCUUUUUCGGACUUCCGUCAGUCGUACGGGCAAUUUUGGAAACAGAACGAGGAAUUCGUGAUUUGUACGAUUGGCAGAAAGAGCUCUUGCAAUCUGCAGAAGUCGAUAGGAAUGAAAAUGUUCUACUCUCCUUGCCAACCAGUGGAGGCAAAACAUUAUUCGCCGAAAUCAUGCUUCUGCGAUGUCUGGUCAACAAGAAGAAAAACUGUAUUUUCAUCGUACCCUAUGUUUCUUUAGUCCAAGAAAAGGUACGUGGUCUUACCAUAUUUGGGAUCACAUUGGACUUUUUGGUAGAAGAGUACGCGGGCAGCAGAGGAACUCUUCCUCCCCAACAACGCAAGCUUCGCAAUACAGUGUAUGUUGCCACUAUCGAAAAAGCCAGUGGAAUAGUUCACCACCUUCUUAAAGAGAAUCGCCUCGGUGAACUCGGGCUCGUUGUUGUGGAUGAGGUCCACAUGUUGGGCGAAAGUGGCAGAGGUGCAACCUUGGAAGCGUUGUUGACGAAAUUGCUCUUCUCCGCCCCGGGUUUACAAAUAGUCGGCAUGAGUGCCACCAUUGGAAAUCUCGAAGAACUCGGCAAAUUCUUGCGAGCCUUCGUUUUUAGACAGAAAUUUCGUCCGGUUGAACUUAGAGAAUAUGUCGUGGUAGGAUCCGAGGUUUACGCACCUUGCAUGGAAGAGCGGAAACUUACACACGCUCGAACGCUGUAUCCCAAGUAUUCUAGCGAAAGAAUGAAAGAGGAUCCUAACUUGAUUGGGCAUCUGGUCUUAGAAGUCGUUCCGCAAAAUUCUGUCCUGGUUUUUUGCGCCACUCGCCUCAACUGUGAAAACGUUGCGAAACUGAUCAUCAAAGCCUUUCCGAAACAACAGGUUUUGGCUCACCGGAAAGAAGAAAAGCAAGCGCUUUUGAACACGUUGAGUUCUGAUGGCGGUGGAAGAAUUUGUGAUAUUUUAAAGCUUACUCUACCUUACGGCGUUGCCUAUCAUCAUUCCGGUCUCACGGAUGAUGAAAGGCGAUUGUUAGAAGAAGCCUUUUUGAAUGGUGUGAUCUGUGUUAUUUGCUGUACCUCAACGCUUGCGGCUGGAGUGAAUCUUCCUGCCAAGAGAGUAAUUUUACGAUCUCCUUUCGUUGGCCGGGAAUUCCUCACAAAGAGUCGUUACAAACAAAUGGCCGGAAGAGCAGGUCGAGCUGGUUUUGAUGUAGAGGGCGAAAGUUAUAUCGUUUGUGAUACGUCUACAACUUCGAAGGUUUUGAAAUUAUUUGACGGCCCCGCGGAAAAUGCCAUGAGUUCUUUGAAUUUCAAUGACGGAUAUCCCCUGAGAUCCUUCCUGCUGUCUUGUGUAGUUGAGAAAUUGGCUACCUGUCCAGCGAAGUUGUUGGAGGUCGUCAAAUGCUCACUGUGGGCCAGUCAGGUGGAAGAACAGGCAUGGAAAACGUCUUUCCAGUCUGCAUUCCAUUGGUUGAUCGAUCAAGGUUUGCUAAAAUUGGGAAACGUGCAAACCCAGAUUGAAAUUGAUGGAACUUCUGCUGAAACCGAACUCACUGCUUCGGAACUGGGAAAGGCAGCAAUAAAGGGUAACAUCAGUUUGGAUCUGGCCCAACAGCUUUACAAGGAUCUGCAACGAGGUUUGGACGCCCUGGUCCUAAAUACUCCGCUACAUCUCCUUUAUCUUCUCACUCCUUAUGAAAUCGCUGUUGAUGUUAAUCCUGAUCGUAACAUAUUGUACGAUAUGUAUCACAAGUGCAAUCAGCACGACAUCCGUGUGUUCGACUUCCUCGGGAUAUCAGCCUUGAUUGUGCAGCGAUUUAUGAAUGGACGGAAUUUCCGGCAUGACGUGCUGUUCAAAAUAAAACGACUCUAUUGCGCCCUGAUGCUGUUGAUGUUGUGGAUUCAAGGGGAACAAAUGGCGGCUUCGAAGAACGUGGGAUUGGAGGACGGUUCGGAUGCGGUCUGGAGGGUGGCUGCAACUUUCCGGGUUGACCGAGGUCGAGUUCAGAAUCUCGUUUCUAGGGCUGCCGGUUUUGGCUCGAAUAUCGUUCACUUUGUCGAGGAUCUUGAGCCACUCCGUUCCUAUGCCGACCUGUUGCCUCCUUUUGUUGAGAAAAUCGGGAACUGCUCCACCAUGGAACUUUUGCCUUUGCUCCAGUUGCCGGCUGUGAAACGGGCGAGAGCACGGCUACUGUUUGAUAGUGGGUACAAAAAUCUCAGUGACGUAGCUCGAGCUACUGCACCAGACUUGGUGAAGGCCGUUGGGAAAUUGAGCACGAAAUCGGCGAAAGAAAUGAUUUUGUCAGCAAGGAUGGUAUUGACGCAAGACGCCUUCAAUUUACAAGAAAUGGCCCAGACGGCUUUGGAGUCCGUUCAACAGUUCACGGCUGUCGCUAAACCAACUAAUAAUGGUCCCUCUCGAAUGAUUUGAGCCUCAAGAUUUGUUGACGAGAUGCCGACGUAUAUUUCGGAAUUUUGUCUCAUUUGCUAAAAUAUUCCCGGUACAAUGUCCUGCACUGUGUGCUGAAUUCCUGAGCGGGAGUUUUGCAUUUAUGUGAUUAUUUUGGGGACUUCAACGGAAUAUAUUUCUUGCGUGA
Messenger RNA from Notodromas monacha, 3316 nucleotides. Lineage: Eukaryota; Metazoa; Arthropoda; Ostracoda; Podocopida; Cyprididae. The record is from the annotation of a GenBank genome assembly.